AUGGAAAUUUUGCAAAAUUUAUUGAUUUUGGCGAUAGAAAACGAGAUAAUUUAUGCGUUUUCACGAGAAAAUUUGCAAUUAUAUCGAUUGAAAUGGCGCCAAGAUUUCGCAAUUCAAAUUGGAAUGUUUAUAAGUUUCAAGAGAGUUGAGGGAUUUUUGAUGGAUGUUGAGAAGUUGAUCGAUAUUCGAGCACCAAAUGAAAAAGAUUGUGUGCAAAUUGAAAACACUGAAAAUGGACCAAUUGUGAGUUUUUUGGGCGAAAAUAGAUCACAAUUUCAUCAUCAAAACAAAUUCAAAAAUCUCUAGAAAAUAAAAAUGUGGCAUUGGAGCGAACUAACACCAUUUUAAAAAUAUUUUACCGUGAAUUUUUGGCAGCCACGUGGCAUUUUUGAGGCGAAAAUUACGAAUUUCCAACAAAAAUCCAUCUAAAUUUCUCCAAAAAUUCGCUUUUUUGCAGAUCGUCUUGAAAUCGUGGAUGAUUUUCAGCCAAAACCAAAAUUUGCGAUCACACAAAAUGAAUUGCGGUUUCUCGGAUUGGUAUGGAUAUAUUCGAUGUUGUUACGAUUCGUUGCGAAAGUCCAGAAAUUCCAUUUUCGUCGUCUCGAUUACAGUGUACGUUUUUAGCGCGAAAAUUCGAAACUGUCAUGAAAACCCUAAUUUUCAGCGACGAUCUGAAAUACGAUCGAAAAUCUGGUGCUUGCCUCUUCCGUCAACACGGCCGACACGUUGGAAAAAGACAAUUCGAAGAGAAUUAUAUCAGCACUUGUGAGAUUCUAGAAACCGAUUUGAAAGAGAGACAAGCGCUGGAAUCGGUUCUAGACGUCGACGAAAUCAAAUUGGGACCGAAAAUUUCGAAAAAUCAGGAAAAGUUAGCCUAAAUUCAUGUUUUUCCGCUUUCCAACAAACAAAAACAAAAAACUAAUUUGGUCGAGCAAACGCGCUCCAGCGAACCGGCGGGAAGAGAAAAAGAGAAAUGGAGAAAUAGCACGUGCCAUAUGUUUUCUUCCCGUUUUCACUUUCAAUUCUUCGUUACCCCUUUUCAAUGCAUUGCUCAUAUCAAUUGUGUUUAGAACACACCUGACGAGACGUGUCCAAAAGGGACACUGUACAGAAAUUUUCAAAAGCCACACUGUACAUUUUUUCACGAAAACGUGUAGUUUUCAUUGAUUUUUAGCGGAUUUUGAUGAAAAUUUCCGAAAAAUUACAAAUUUCACACUGCACAAUUUUUUUUUGCAAAAAUUUUCACGCUGCACAAAGAUUUUGGGACACUAUCUCGUCAGGUGUGGUUUAGAAUUUUGCAAAAAUAUUCGUAAUGUAUAUUUUCCGCGAGAAUUUAUGUGUGUUGUGCCGAAAAAUUGUUUUUUUUAUGAGAAAUACGAUUUUUGAGCGAUUCUAUGGUUUCCCCGAGCAAUUGUUUAUUGAUUUUCGGAGCGUAAAUUUGAGCUAGUUAGUCAUGUUUUUUUGGGAGCAUGACAAUAAUUUCAAAUUUUGUGUGUUUUUGAAAAAACUUUAAAAAAUCAGAUUUUUAGGUUGGAAAAUUCAGAACUUUCUUAUAAUUCAAUUGAAGAUUUGAAUUUUUCUUUAAUGCUAGAUUGUGUUCGCUGGAGCGUGUUUGCUCAUUUUUAAUGCAUUUUAAUUAAUAAAAAUCUAACAUGUUUCACGUUUUUUUUUUAAAUUUUCUAACACAAUCUGUCAUUUUUUGAUUGACAUUUCAAAAAAUAAUACGAUUUUUGAGGAAAUGAUAACAAACGGUGCUUUUUAUAUAAAAAUAAUCAGAAGCGAACGCUUUUUUAAACUAAAAAUUCGAAUUUUCGAUGAAUUUUAUAAUUGUUCGGUGGAGCACACUUGCUUUUUUACUCAUUUUUCCGUCAUGUUGAUUUGUAUUUUUCGAAUUUUUAUCAAAUCUUCGAUUUGUUCGCUGGAGCGCAUUUGCCGAACCACGUUUUCAGCCAAAAAUCCCCUAUUUUUACAGAAUAUUAAUGGCCAAAACUGCAGUCGAAUACAAAAUCCUCGUGCUCCGAUUUGACCUCGAAAAUAAUGCGAUUUUUGGUUUCAACAAAGUCAAGCGAUGUUUAAUGGUUGUCGACGUGGAAAAUGUUGUAAAUCGCGAGAUUUUUGAGGAUAUUCGAGUCGGAGGAUGUGUGAAUUUUAUUUAUUUGGCGACCAAAAAUGGAUUGUUGAUUCCGGAAUUGGGAAGUGUUUCGGUGGACAAAAAAGAGAGGGAGGAUGAUGUGAUUAGUGUAGAUGGAGAUUAUUUAAGGGUAAGUAAGGGAUUUUGGGCGAAAUUUGCGAUUUUUUGAGCCAAAAAUCACAAAUUUUGGACAAAAACUGAGGGUUUUAAUCCCCAAAUGUUGUUUGUUCCAGAUCCAAACGAUGAUUGCAUUCUCCUCAAAUCCCAAUCAUUUUACCAACUCAAAAGAAGUGGCAUUUUCCGAUUAUUAUGGAUUUAUUGAUUUUUCGAGUUACGCGAAGUCGAAAGCUGAUUUUGAAUAUAAUGUUGUUUAUGACACUAUUAUUGAAGUGUGA
Molecule: messenger RNA, 2526 nt
Organism: Caenorhabditis angaria
Lineage: Eukaryota; Metazoa; Nematoda; Chromadorea; Rhabditida; Rhabditidae
Source: the annotation of a GenBank genome assembly